This is a messenger RNA of Pelodiscus sinensis (Chinese soft-shelled turtle), 1119 nucleotides long. The record is from RefSeq and is a predicted model, not a curated record. Lineage: Eukaryota; Metazoa; Chordata; Testudines; Trionychidae.
AUGGGUGCAGUAGUUGAAAUUGAUGAACCAAGUGGAAUGAGCAGCAAUGAACAUCUGGCUCUAUUGACUGACCCCUUCUCUAAUCCAGUACUGCUACCUAUUAAGAAACUGACCGCCCUUUUUCUUCACUUAUUUCAUUUCAACAAAGGGACAGGUUCCCUGAGCCAUCCAACUGCCCACAACCCUGAGGGAAAUCACUCGGAGGCAACUGAGUUCAUUCUCUCAGGACUGACCGAUCGUCCAGAGCUGCAGGUCCCUCUGUUUGUGUUGUUCCUACUGAUUUAUGUUAUCACUGUGGUGUGGAACUUGGGAAUGAUCUUGUUAAUCACAAUUGACUCCCAACUCCACACCCCCAUGUACUUUUUCCUCUGGAGUUUGUCUUUCUGUGAUUUCUGCUAUUCCUCAGUCAUCGCCCCUAAGAUGCUGCAGAAUUUCUUAUCUGAGAAGAAAAGCAUUUCCUACACUGCUUGUGCUGUGCAGAUUACUUUCUGUAUCUUUCUUGCUGAUUUUGAGUGUCUCUUGCUGGCUGUGAUGGCGUACGACCGUUAUGUGGCCAUCUGUAACCCGCUGCUCUAUGUGGUCAUCAUGUCCAGGCAGCGCUGUAACCUGCUGGUGGCUGGGGUGUGUGCUGUGGGUUUGGUGGAUUCAAUGAUACACGUGUUUUGUAUAUUUCAGCUGUCAUUCUGCCGCUCCAACGUCAUCAAUCAUUUCUACUGUGAUAUUCCCCCACUGCUGGUGCUUUCCUGCUCUGACACCCGCAUCAGUGACAUUGUGCAGUUGGCUUCCAUGUUCUACAUUGUAGCAAUCAGUGUUGUGACCACCCUCCUCUCCUACGUCUAUAUCAUGUACACCAUCCUUAAGAUCCGCUCUGCCGAGGGCCGGCUCAAAGCCUUCUCCACCUGCGCUUGUCACUUGACUGCAGUGGGCAUCUUUUAUGGCACCCUCCUCUUUAUGUAUUUCCGACCCACCUCCAGCUAUUCCAUGGACACAGACAAAAGAGCUUCAGUGUUUUACUUGCUGGUUAUCCCCUUAUUGAAUCCCCUCAUCUACAGCCUAAGGAACCGGGAGGUGAAGGAUUCACUGAGGAAAGCCAUGAACAAACUCCUGACCCAGUCCUGA